UUAUAAUUGAGAUCGAAAUAAAAAAUAUAUUCAUAGCAAUAACUUCACCUGAAUCCAAAUAAAACUUUCUUCAUAAUUCAAUUUGCUACGAAAAACCAUGGGAAUUCGUAGCAAUUCUCCUUCUUCUUCAUUUUCUUCAUCAUCUUCUACGUGUUGUUCACGUUUCUUGUCAUCGGCACUCCGAUCCAAACGCGUCAUCUCUCCAUCAGAGAAGACAGCUCGCGAUAAUUCCGGACAUGGUCUUUCCCGUCGGCUUGGUGUUUUUGACCUUAUACUUCUUGGAAUCGGAGCUUCCAUCGGUGCCGGUAUCUUCGUUGUUACCGGCACCGUUGCUCAUGACGUUGGACCUGCGGUAACGUUAAGUUUUAUAUUUGCUGGAGCAUCCUGUGUUAUAAAUGCACUCUGUUACGCUGAGCUAGCUUCUCGAUUUCCUGCUGUUGUUGGAGGAGCGUAUCUAUAUACAUAUACGGCUUUCAAUGAACUUACCGCUUUUCUUGUUUUUUCACAAUUAAUGCUUGACUAUCAUAUUGGGGCAGCUAGCAUAGCAAGAAGUUUAGCAAAUUAUAUUGUUACAUUUCUAGAGAUCUUCCCUGUUUUCAAAGAUAACAUUCCAAAAUGGAUUGGACAUGGUCUAAACAUCGGAAACGUCUUAUCCAUCAAUGCCUUGGCUCCGAUUCUACUAAUACUUCUCACUUUAAUUCUCUGUCUUGGUGUUAGAGAAUCAUCGGCUGUGAAUUCGUUCAUGACAGUGACCAAGAUAAUCAUUGUUAUUGUUGUCAUCUUUGCUGGAGCUUUUGAGGUUGAUGUUUCCAACUGGUCUCCGUUUGUUCCAAAUGGUAUAAGACCCGUCUUUACGGGAGCUACUGUAGUCUUCUUUGCGUACGUUGGAUUUGAUGCAGUUGCCAAUUCUGCUGAAGAAUCUAAGAAGCCACAGAGGGAUUUGCCAAUAGGCAUAAUUGGAAGCCUCUUGGUAUGUAUUGCAUUGUACAUUGGAGUAUGCUUGGUGAUUACUGGAAUGGUUCCAUACAGUCUUCUAGGAGAAGAAGCUCCUUUGGCUGAAGCAUUUAAAUCUAAGGGACUAAAAUUUGUUUCUGUUCUGAUUAGCAUUGGUGCUAUUGCUGGACUUACAACAGCACUCCUCGUUGGUCUCUAUGUUCAGUCUCGGCUAUAUCUUGGACUUGGCAGGGAUGGUUUACUACCCGCAAUAUUUGCUAAAGUUCACCCCAAACGCCACACCCCUCUUCAUUCUCAGAUUUGGGUUGGCUGUGUUGCCAGUAUUAUGGCUGGGCUGCUUAACGUGCGCAUGCUGUCGCACAUUCUUUCUGUUGGUACGCUGACCGGCUAUUCAGUUGUCUCAGCAUGUGUUGUUGUACUUCGCUGGAAGGGUAAGACAAAUAUCGAAGUGUCUUCAGCUAAGCGGCGGGAAGGUGUAAUUUGCCUCAUUGCUGUUGCUGUUUCUGGAUUUGCUGCGGGACUCUUGUUUCGUUAUGAAACUUCAAUUAUCUUUGUGAUUCUGGCUAUAAUUGUUGCAGUUGGUGCUUCUCUUGCUCUUCAUUUCCGCCAGAAAACAUCUCACAACAGGAAGAAAACAAGUGAUCACUUCAUGAGCAGGACGGUACGGCAUGGCUUCGUGAGAAGAAGAUUAAGUACUGAGGUUUAUGCAGCGGAUUCAGUAGGGUUUUCUUGCCCUGGAGUUCCUAUUGUACCAAAUGUUUGCAUCUUCUUUAACAUGUUCUUAUUUGGCCAGUUACAUCAUGAAGCAUGGGUGAGAUUUGUGAUUCUAAGCAUUCUUAUGGUCGGUGUUUAUGCGAUAUAUGGUCAGUAUCAUGCUGACCCCACUGCAGAUGAGAGUAUUGUUUAUCAUGAAGCUCCAGAGGAACCACCUCAAUGAGUUAUCAAUUAAAUAUUAAUGAAAUAUUGACCAAUUUAUUCCAAGCACAGGGGGAGAGGAGGGUGUUUCUUAAAAUCUAUGUAGAAAACAAUUAAUUGGUUUAGAUUGUAAUUUGUAUAUGGCACUAUCAGAAAGCAUAAUCUUUCCCAUGAAGAGCUCCUCUUCUCCCCCAACAUGUGUAUGAUACAUGAUGUAUAUGUUGUUUACAACUUGAUUAAAAGGGGAAAUUCAUCUUGUGUGAAUGUUAAGUCGAAUACUUCAA
This is a messenger RNA of Medicago truncatula (barrel medic), 2153 nucleotides long. RefSeq names its product cationic amino acid transporter 9, chloroplastic. Lineage: Eukaryota; Viridiplantae; Streptophyta; Magnoliopsida; Fabales; Fabaceae. Gene Ontology annotation, molecular function: amino acid transmembrane transporter activity. Gene Ontology annotation, cellular component: membrane. Bases 98 to 1891 code for a protein of 597 amino acids. The record is from RefSeq and is a predicted model, not a curated record. The transcript has 9 exons. Gene Ontology annotation, biological process: transmembrane transport; amino acid transport.